Messenger RNA from Haliotis rufescens (red abalone), 1624 nucleotides. Its product is annotated as collagen alpha-1(XII) chain-like. NCBI's taxonomy places the organism in Eukaryota, Metazoa, Mollusca, Gastropoda, Lepetellida, Haliotidae. The coding region runs from base 219 to 1373 and encodes 384 amino acids. The record is from RefSeq and is a predicted model, not a curated record. The transcript is spliced from 6 exons.
CAGAUGAUGGACCUGUCUGACAAGCUGCUACUCUGCAACCAUCUAUACCAAGCAACACAGCUCCCUGCAAACGUUUGUGGUUCUUCCCUCCCGAACGACGUUGUCAUGUUGAUGGCAGUGGUGAACCGGAAUCCUAUGAUGGACCUGUCCCACAAGCUACUACUCUGCAACCAUCUAUACCAAGCAACACAACAUUUGAAGACUGUUCCAACAGUUACAUGGAUCUGGUGUUUCUGCUUGACUCGUCUGGAAGUGUUGGACGUGCCAAUUUUGAUCGUUUAAAGAAAUUGAUCAUCGAAGUCGUAAAAGAUACAAGUAUAGACGACGGAAAGGUCCGGGUUGGAGUGGUCACUUUCUCCAGCUCCUCCCAUGUUGAAUUCUAUCUGAAUUCCUACAAUUCAAGAAACGAUAUUGAGAGUGCUAUUAAAAACAUCAAUUAUAAACAGGGAAAUACUAAUAUUGCGUCCGGCCUUAAAACAGCAAACACCAACGUUUUUCAAACAUGGAACGGGGACAGAAAAGAUGUCAGGAAUGUCCUGCUUCUAUUAGUUGAUGGACGGUCAAAUAUGGAAGAAAGUCAGACCAUCCCUGCUGCCACCAUAGCAAAGAAGUCAGGUAUCCACAUAUUUGUUGUGGGUAUAAAGCAGGCUAAUAAUACUGAAUUAAAGGCAAUUGCAAGCGGACCACCGGGGAAGAAUAUGGUUAACGUACAAAGUUUCAAUAAGCUUGAUCAAAUGAAGAAGCUUGUCUCCAAAUAUAUGUGUACAGGUCUUCGGUCUGUGACUACAGCACAACCAUCACCUAGGGCUACAACUCGGACAUCACCUAGGGCUACAACUCAUACAUCGCCUGUGGCUACAACUAAGACAUCACCUGUGGAUACAACUCAGACAUCACCUGUGGAUACAACUCAGACAUCGCUUGUGGUUGCAACUCAGACAUCACCUGUGACUACAACUCGGACAUCACCCGUGGUUACAACUAAGCCACCAUCUGUUGCUACAACACAGCCAUCAUCUGUGACUACACCGAUGCUCACAACAACAACUUCUACACCAGUAUCGCCACCAUAUUUUCCAAAAGGUUGCAACACGUCCAACGCUUGUUACCGUCAGUGUGAGCGAGUGGCAUCCUCUAUCCCCAAGGUUAGCGAUGACGUGAUCAAAGAUCUCCGGCUUCCCAAACGUCAACUUUCCAAGCAGAUCGGCAAGAAAACUUCCACUCCCAACCGCUCUGAGAGUCAACAGAUGACUGGAAAGGUGGUAUUCAUUGUCCUGUUGGCUCCAUGUGCCUUCCUGUUAGGAUGGGACCUCCUCGACCUCCUGAGGUACAUCGACAGAAAACGAUAUUCGAAAUUAGGAUUACAGUGCUAAUUUGCAUUUUAACUACAACCAUUUCGUUGUAUAAACGAACAUUGAAACUGUUUUUUAAUUGAUAAUUUGGCAUCGAUAUUAAAGACUAAAGGCGAAAAUCAAUGUACGUACACGCUAUUUUUGUCUUGUUAUCGUUGUUGGGAACGUUCACGGAAGAUUAUUAUCCCCCUCCCCCGGGGACGCCUCGUAUAGUCGACGCCUGGUCUGUCUGUCCGUCCGCCCGCCCGCCCGUAAUCAUUUUGUGCCGUUUG